UUAAGCAGAUGGACCCUGUUCUACCACAAUGCGAGGAAACACUGUUGUUAAAACAUACGUAUGGAAGAGAAAUGGCCGAACAGCUGUAUACAACAUACCGUAUCAUUUAAUGCGCCUAAAAUUUUUGGACGUCGGAAACAUGAUAAACACAAUGAUUUACAGUGCGAUCAAUUGAAGAUCAGCGCUAGCGGGGACAGCCAUGGGCGAUACAUCCAGUUUACGCAAUGUGUCACAGUGGGAGAUGCAAAAAGGAAUAUUGCGUGCAACGAAAAGUUACGCAGCUUCCGCUCUGUCGACAUCGUCUGUAUAGAUACUGGGACCAUUUAUGCAGACGAGGUGAAUUUAUCAUCAUUUAGAACCAGUGAACCUAUUCUAGUUAUGAUUGGAAAUGAAGAUAGAAAGUUCCCAUCUUACCUAGAGACUGAUGAAAAAGACCCCAUUUGUCCAGAUGGUGACGAACCCAGAUUCCUAAUGCCUUGUCGCCAUGCCACAACACCUGAAAACCUAUUCGGAAGGAUGAAAUCUUCAUUAGGCAGUGGAGGAUCUUUCCCAGUUAGGUGCACAACUCAUGGUUGCGAUAUGGUGUGGGAAAUAUCGGAUAUAAUGAAGAGAGCUGACCUAACGGAAGAUGAGAAAAUAUUUUUCACAGCAAAGUCUUCUUUAGUUUCUAUGAGAAAUCUUAAUGUUGAAACUUGUCCCAAAUGUACCGCAUAUUGCCAGAUAAACUCUGGGAGUCCUAGCGUCAGUUGCGCCCAGUGCAGUGAUUAUACAUUCUGCAUUAAAUGCAAAGAUGCCUGGAAAGAUGGUCAUACAUGUGAUAUAAAAGAUGUAGCUGAGAUGCAAAAAAUUCUAGAUGAGGCAAAUAAAAAGGAUAUUGAUUAUUGCAACGUAGAAGGUGUUCCAGAUACUCGAAUGUGUCCUUCUUGUAAACGUCUCAUACAACACGACUCAAUGUGUAAACACAUGAAAUGCCUAUGUGGUGCGAAAUUCUGCUUUGUAUGCCUCACAUUUUGUGAAGAUUCAAACCCGAGUUGUACAGAUUUUGAUACAAAAUGCCGUCCAGCUCCCACUCAAAAAUGUUAACAAAACUGACAAUGUAUUUGAAGUACGAAGUUGCAAUUAUGAUUAUAUUCUUAAUACUGUGGAAUCAUUUAAAUUUGGGGGCGGGGGGAGAAGAGGCUAUAUUUUAGUGAAUUGUAAAUACUUUACAGUUUUAUUAGAAUGUUAUGUAGCAGAUGUGGUGUCCGCACAUUGGAACAUACAUUUUGUAUAUUGAACUUCUUGGGACAAACGUACCCAUGAAAUCAACGAAAAUUUAGCCCCUAUGUUAUUAAAUAGUUCCACAGUAUUCAGUAAGAUAUAUUUGGUCGACGGGGUGCUUGCUCCUCAUGUGCACCUUACACUACCUCUGGUAAAUCCAGGGAUAGGUGUUUUUCCCUCUAUUUUGUAUUGCUUAUAGGAGUUUUGAGAUGCAUCACUGUUCCUUAUCUUCACCUUUCAUUAAAUACUUUGCGAUCAUCAUAACAAAAACAUUGGAUUAAACAGAAAAUACAAUCAUCAAACAGAAUAAAAUUGGCAUUGGCUUAAUUAGAGGUAGAAUACUUAUCGAGAAUAUCUGAACUUUGUAUCAGUAUAAAGGUGAUCAUACAUAUUGCUAGAUAUUGUACUAUUACCUACUGAGGGCUCAAAUGAAGCACCAAAAACACACAUAUAUAUUCUCAUUUAAAAUCAAAUAAUGGAUCUCAACAAAACACGAUCCCCUAUCACGAAAAAUUGUAUCCAAAUAUUUUCCAAUGAUUGGGGUUGACAUCAAUUUAUGUUGCUUUAUUUCAAGAUAUAGUGUUGAUAAGUUAACUUUUUCUGAUUUGCACAAAUGAGAAAAAAUAAAUAAACAGAUGCGUGCACGGUAUUAAUGUUUUGAUGGAUGAAAGAUGACGAUAACGAACAGUGAUCCAUCUCAUAACCCCUAUAAGCAAUACGAAAUAAAUGUUUGGACAAACACGGUCCACUGGAUAAAGGUGAAAUAGGGGUGAAAUCAAGUGGCUAGAGGAGGUAAGUAUGCCUGUUGACCGGUCACACCCGCUGUCGGCCAUAUGUCUUGAUCAAGUAGAUGGGGUUAUCUGUAGUCAUAAUGUAUGUGCCAAGAACGACCUAAAAGUUGGUAUGAAACGCGUCAGACAACAUUUGUCCCAAUGACAGUUUGUAUUACUAGAUUGUUUUUGCGAUCACAGAAUUUGGGAAAUGCUUACUUUAAACGAUACUAUUGAACCCUUGUACCAUCAACUUGCUUGUCAGAAGCCUGUCUCGAUUUAAAAACUGACCAUACGCAGAACAAGCUCUUGUGUAUCAGAUCAGUGGAGAGAUAUAAACCCAAAUGCAGUUGAUAAUGGAAUAUUGCUGCAUAAAUAAGAGUAGGUGACAAUGGAGAAGCUGAAAUCAUCGUGUUUAUCAUUUAGUUGAGUUGUUAGUUUGGCGUUAAUAUCUAUUUUCAAUAAAAUAUCUAAACAUGAAGCAUA
Messenger RNA from Ostrea edulis (European flat oyster), 2516 nucleotides. RefSeq names its product E3 ubiquitin-protein ligase ariadne-1-like. Gene Ontology annotation, molecular function: ubiquitin protein ligase activity; ubiquitin conjugating enzyme binding; zinc ion binding. The transcript has 3 exons. Gene Ontology annotation, cellular component: cytoplasm; endoplasmic reticulum; cytosol. Bases 61 to 1083 code for a protein of 340 amino acids. The record is from RefSeq and is a predicted model, not a curated record. Lineage: Eukaryota; Metazoa; Mollusca; Bivalvia; Ostreida; Ostreidae. Gene Ontology annotation, biological process: positive regulation of proteasomal ubiquitin-dependent protein catabolic process; autophagy of mitochondrion; ubiquitin-dependent protein catabolic process.